Molecule: messenger RNA, 618 nt
Organism: Paramecium tetraurelia
Lineage: Eukaryota; Ciliophora; Oligohymenophorea; Peniculida; Parameciidae
Exons: 2
Source: RefSeq, a predicted model, not a curated record
AUGUUCUUAAAACGUGAAGCUCCACAAAGUUCCAACAAAUUCAAUUCAAAUAGGUAUAUCACCAUCCUCUAUCCAUUCAGAAAGGACACUCGUGCACAAGUACCCUCCUUUGAGAAUCUUCAAGCAAGAAUCAGAGACUUCUCCUACUCCCGUCUCUCCAAUGUUGUUACCACUUAACCCUAAAGAAGCGAACCCACUUACUCCCCUUACAAAGCUCAAGGCCUUCAAUAAAAAAUUACCGAUACUUUGGGACCACGCACUAAGUCCUUCAAUAGUGGACACAAGUGGAGAGAAUCCUUCCAAUCUCCUUCCAUUUCUUCCCAAUCCCCCUUCAAAUUCGUUCAAUCCCCACCUUAAAUCAAAUACAGUAUAGAAACAGAAUCAUACACCAAUAAACCCUCUGAUUCUUUCAAAUAUGAUUCCUUUCGAACAUCCUCUGAACAAUACAAAAAAAGACAGGGACGCAGUCUUGCAGAUGUGGUUUAAUUGAAUGAAAUUGUGGCACUCAGAAAUAAAAUUGAAUCAUCCUAUGUCAGCAGAAGCACGUUGACCUCAACUUAUGUGAGUGAACUAGUUAAGUUAGCAUAAGCAAUAACUACCUCAUUGAAAAAUGAAUGA